Molecule: messenger RNA, 1686 nt
Organism: Culicoides brevitarsis
Lineage: Eukaryota; Metazoa; Arthropoda; Insecta; Diptera; Ceratopogonidae
Gene: sea
Product: putative tricarboxylate transport protein, mitochondrial
Exons: 4
Coding region: 162-1118 (318 amino acids)
Biological process (GO): mitochondrial citrate transmembrane transport
Cellular component (GO): mitochondrion
Molecular function (GO): citrate secondary active transmembrane transporter activity
Source: RefSeq, a predicted model, not a curated record
GUAAAUAUUGGGACCAUGAAUCGAAGUCUCAUCGACGUAAUUUCAUAAAUUUAAAGCUCUCUUGGUUGGCAGUAAAGAAGGAACGACAAAGCCCGACGUGGAAGUGAAAAAAAUAUUUUUUGAAGGAUUUUUGAAUUUUUUAACGCGAAAAAAAGAGAAAAAUGUCUGACAAAGGAACUAUGAGGACAUUCAUCAAUCCCUAUCCACGUAGACCGUGGAUGGCAGAAACGGGAGCUGCAGCUCCAGCGGGACAAACAAAAGGCCUCAAAGGAAUUGUCGCGGGCGGCAUAACGGGAGGCAUUGAAAUUUGCAUCACAUAUCCCACGGAAUACGUCAAGACACAAUUGCAACUCGAUGAAAAAGGUGCCAACAAAAAAUACAACGGCAUCAUCGAUUGCGCCAAGAAGACUGUCAAGCAAAAUGGUUUCUUCGGACUGUAUCGCGGUCUCAGUGUUUUACUUUACGGCUCCAUCCCCAAAUCCGCCGUGCGUUUUGGCGCCUUCGAAACGUUCAAACAGCAACUUGUCGACGAACGUGGUCAACUCAGUACUCUCGGGAAACUCGGAGCUGGCUUGGGAGCAGGCGUCGCUGAAGCACUUUUAGCCGUCACUCCCAUGGAAACUGUCAAAGUGAAGUUCAUCAACGACCAACGAAGUGCAAAUCCCAAAUUCAAAGGUUUCUUCCACGGCGUCGGGCAAAUUGUCAAGGCAGAGGGCCUCACGGGCGUGUACAAGGGCGUUACAGCAACAAUCAUGAAACAAGGUUCAAAUCAAGCAAUUCGUUUUUAUGUCAUGGAAACGUGUAAAGAUGUCUACAAAGGCGACGAUCCGAAUAAACCGGUGCCGAAACUCGUAGUUGGAGCAUUUGGAGCGAUUGCUGGAGCGGCAAGUGUCUUUGGAAAUACCCCAAUUGACGUCGUGAAAACUCGUAUGCAGGGACUCGAGGCUUCCAAGUACAAAAAUACAAUGGAUUGCGCGAUGACAAUUUGGCGCAACGAAGGACCAAAAGCAUUCUACAAAGGAACAAUUCCUCGAUUGUCGCGCGUGUGUCUCGAUGUCGCCAUUACUUUUAUGAUUUACGACUCGUUUAUGGACCUUUUCAACAAAUUUUGGCAUUAAUUUGUUCAUUUUUCGGUUUUUUUGGUGUUUUUUUUGACAAUUUUUAUUUUUUAAUUUUUUUUUUAAUAAUUUUAAAUCGUUAAAGUCAUGAGAUAAAAAAAAGUUCGUUAACUAGUCAAAAAUUUAUUCAAAAAAAAUUAUUGCCAUUAAAAAAUAUAUUAAUCGCGCACUUUUGUUGACAAAAAUUAGAAAAAACGCACGUUUUAGACGACAAAAAAAUACAAAAAUUGAUGGAUGCACUGAUAUUUAAACGUAAAAAUCGCACAUGCCUUACAACAAAAACUAUACAACUGAAAGUAGAGCUCAAAAAAACAUAUUUAGAGAUAAUUAUUUACCUCACAAUGAAAAAAAAAAUAUCUCGCAAUGUUCACUUUUGCAUUUAAUUUAAUCAAAACUCUGUUCUUGUCAUUCCGAAACUAUUUCAUGAGAGAUACCAAGCUUUUCUAUUUUUUACUAUUUUUUUAAAGAAUUUUUGACAAUUUUUUACGUAAACUGUUUCAACUGUACCUCUGUUAAAGCUAUUUAUUUUAAUUUUUUUUAGAUUUUAAGGUUAUGUUGUACUACUUUU